AUGCAUUACUCUACCCGUUCAAUGAACUCAGCUGUUGCAUCUGAAUACUCAAAGGAUAAUAAAACUGCUGUAGAUGAGAACUAUGCUGGUUUUGCAAACGUAAAGGAUAGGUCGAAUCGAGAAAGAGGUUAUCAGCAGCAUAGAGUGGCAUUGAGUGAUGUAACUUCUCAGAUUUCAAACAAAUUGCAUACUAUUCCCAGCAAGAAUGACAUAACGGAUAAUCCUGACAAUGGGCCUAUAAAGCCUCGUGUCAUGAUGAGGAAUGAAACUUACCUCACAGAUGAGAAUAUUAACAGCGAUGCGAGGUUGGAGUCUAGGCGAAUUGAUGAGGAUAUGAAUGUGGGCGUUGUAGCAGACGAAGAUGAAGCGGAUGAAGAAGAGCCCGAGGAAAGUGAUGAUGAGGUUAAAGAGCCAUUAUCGCCCAUUUUUGAUGCUAAAUCUAAAAGGAUAUUGGAUCAAGCUUAUAAAGAAUGUCACAGAGUAGCACCCGAUCCCAUGGAUGACGAUACUUACGACGUUGUUAUGGUCGUGGAACUAAGCACAGAGAUAUUUCAGUACAUGAGAGAGCUUGAGUUGAAAUAUAGGCCAAACGCUAACUAUAUGGAGGAUCAACCCGAAUUAAAAUGGUCUUACAGAAGCACGUUAAUUGACUGGAUUGUACAGGUACACUCUAGGUUUCAACUCUUACCCGAAACCCUUUAUCUCACGGUUAAUAUCAUUGACAGGUUUUUAUCCAAGAAAGCGGUAACUUUGAAUCGGUUCCAACUGGUUGGAGCUGCUGCGUUAUUCAUUGCCGCAAAAUACGAAGAGAUCAAUUGUCCAACUUUGAAAGAUAUCGUUUAUAUGCUCGAUAAUGCUUAUUCGCGAGAUGAUAUUAUCAAAGCUGAGAAGUUUAUGAUUGACACAUUAGAAUUCGAAAUUGGUUGGCCAGGUCCAAUGUCAUUUCUAAGGAGAAUAAGCAAGGCUGAUGAUUAUGAAUAUGACAUUAGAACAUUGGCCAAGUAUCUCUUGGAGACAACUAUAAUGGAUGCCAAACUAACGGCAGCACCUCCAAGUUGGCUAGCAUCGGGUGCCUACUUUUUGAGUAGAGUCAUAUUAGGAUCCAACGACUGGACGUAUAAGCACAUAUACUACUCGGGAUACACACAAGAACAAAUAUUUUCGCUCGCGACGGUCAUGCUGGAAAAUUGUCGAUACGCAGAAAGUCGUCAUCAGGCAAUAUGGAAGAAAUAUUCUGAACGUCGUCAGCACCGUUCUGCCCAAGUAGUAGCCAAGUGGAUAGCAUUGGCUGAGAAAAAGGUCGACCAGUCAAUGGCGUAA
Molecule: messenger RNA, 1320 nt
Organism: Torulaspora delbrueckii
Lineage: Eukaryota; Fungi; Ascomycota; Saccharomycetes; Saccharomycetales; Saccharomycetaceae
Gene: CLB3
Product: B-type cyclin CLB3
Exons: 1
Coding region: 1-1320 (439 amino acids)
Biological process (GO): regulation of cyclin-dependent protein serine/threonine kinase activity; mitotic cell cycle phase transition
Cellular component (GO): cyclin-dependent protein kinase holoenzyme complex; centrosome; nucleus
Molecular function (GO): cyclin-dependent protein serine/threonine kinase regulator activity
Source: RefSeq, a predicted model, not a curated record